UAAUAUUUUGGAUUAACUUUAAACGCGUUUAUUUCUCAUAAAUAGGAAAUAAGAGCCGUUUCUGCAGUUUGUCUCACCGUUAAACCGGAAGUUGUUGUUAGCUUGUUGUCAGUGAGAGAGGCUGCAAAUGGAAGUUUUUAGGAGUUCGUAGAUGAGAAUAGAAGUUGGAGGAAUAAGACACUUGUUCACUAUGAGCUCAGCAGCUGAGGACAGAGAGCCUGGGAUUCCCAUGGAUCAUUCAAAAGAAGAUCUUGGUGGAGCCGCAAACACAGGAGAUUACAGCAAACAUGAUAUGACGGUUUGUUUGGGCAACAGCGAAGUGAAAAGCAGUGCUGUGGUCAAGUACUCUGCUGCCCCGCCUCCAACCACCUAUGCCCUCCUGCAGGAGAAAACAGACCUAAAGCUGCCACCUGCCAACUGGCUGAGAGAAAACUCCAAGCUGGGCAGUGCUGGCACCACUGUGUUAGGCUCCAGUAGCAGGAGCAAACCUUUCUCCAGUUUUGGGAUGGCCUAUGACUUCAUUGAUUGCAUAGGGGAUGACGUGGAUGUCGUAUCAGAUUCUGAAAACAUCAAAAAACUUCUGAAAAUCCCCUACAGUAAGUCCCAUGUUAGUAUGGCUGUUCACCGUGUGGGAAGGACAUUGCUUCUGGAUGAGCUGGAUACUCAGGAACUCUUAAGGAGAUCCUCACAGACUGGAGAUUGGACAUGGCUCAAAGAGAUUUACCAGCGUCUAAUAGAUCAAAAAUGGCAGAGAAAGAAGAAGAGCAAAGAACACUGGUAUCAGAAAGCCAUCCUGUCAAAGUUCCUCUACUAUAGUAUAAAUGGUGAUGGGGCAGCAGAUCCAGUAACAGAAGACAUGAUUAAAGAUGACGAAGAGAAUGGAGCCGAGGAGUACAGCUCCUCUUGGCCUGCUACUUUCACCAGCACAAUGUCUGAAGCAGAGGAAACAGAUGCUCCCAAACAGGAAAAUGUUCCAGAGGAUGGCAACUUUGCUUUAGGUCAGGUGACUUCAGUGGGUUCAACUGAGCAGAACCUUCCUACUCUCUUCAAUGAAGGGGAGAACAGUCAGGGUUUAAGGAACGACUUUGUGCGAAACAUCAUGUGGACGUUUGAGGAUAUCCACAUGCUGGUUGGAUCCAACAUGCCUAUUUUUGGAGGGGGUCGAUAUCCUGCUGUCAGUCUGAGAUUAAGGGACAGCAACAAACCAAUUAACAUUUUAACCGGUAUCGAUUACUGGCUCGACAACCUGAUGUGCAACGUUCCAGAGCUUGUCAUGUGUUUUCACGUCAAUGGCAUUGUUCAGAAAUACGAAAUGAUAAAAACGGAAGACAUCCCUCAUCUGGAGAACUGUACUUUCUCUACCAGAGUAGUAAAAGACAUUGCCCAAAAUAUCCUCUCCUUCUUGAAGUCCAACUGUACUAAAGAGGGUCACACCUACUGGCUCUUCAAAGCUAGUGGGAGUGACAUUGUAAAGCUUUAUGAUCUUACUACCUUGUGUGAAGAGGCUGAAGAAGAGAAAUAUCAGAAUCCCUUUACUCUUCCUGUGGCUGUUUUACUGUACAAAGUGGCUAGUAACCUGAUGCUGAAAGCGUGUCAGAACAGAAAACACUAUGGAAAAAUCAGAACUCUGCUCUUAAACUGCGUCAAACUUCUUGAUCCAGAGACGCAUCCUCAGAUCAUUGCCUCAGCCUACUAUAUGCUGUCAGAGCUGUUCCAGCUCGACGAGCUUCCCGACGAAGAUGGGGGCGAGUCGCUGCGGGCCGGUGGCUCCGAAGACAGCUACAGUGAUGAGGACAGGGAGGAAGAGGAUGGUGAGGAGGAUGAUUUGACAGAGGACGGCGAAGAGAUUGGAUCUUAUAGCAACUGUGGCAGGCCUCAGGACGAUAGCAAAGCUGUGGCCGUGAUCCGCUCUGUCGGGGAGCUUUCAGUACCUGAGAAAUACAAAUCAACUCACCAAAUUAGACCAAGCUGUGCUUUUCCUGUUUCUCAAGACAAAGAGGAGCGAUGCAGACACGUCCUAAGCUACGUACUGAAGGGGUUAAAAGCAGUAGAUGGCAGCAUCAAGAAGGAAAGCGAUCUACCAGCUGCAGAUCCAAACACUCCCAUCCCGCUGAAAUAUGAGGAUGGAGCUGCCAACGGAGCAGCGGAGAAAGGCAUCUCUCUUCUUCUUGAGAAAGCAGGGUCAGGGCAGGUGGACCAGAAGCACCCGACACGCUCUGGAAUGAUCCCAGGCUCCUGGCAGCAUCGUAUGAAGCUGGAGCUCUUCCUUAAAGCCUCCAAGGCGUACUACGUCCUGUCUGACGCAGCCACAAACCUGCUGAAGUACGGCAGAGCCCUGCGCUACAUCAAGCUCUCACUGCAGUGUUAUGAUGCUUACUGUUCUGUAAGUGAAACACUGCACCCACAUGUGCUCCAGUUUCACAGCCAGUGCCUGUCCCUGUGUGGAGAUAUUCAGCUCAUGCUGGCCCAGAACGCCAGCAACAGGGCAGCUUAUCUGGAGGAAUAUAGCUACCAGACUAAAGAGGACCAGGAGAUCCUGCACAGUCUGCACAGAGAGAGCAGCUGCCAAGACUUCAGUAUGGCAACAGAUCUGGCCAUGGACCCUGAGUACCAGCUGUUUGUUAGCUGUCGAUGCUAUGAAGCGGCGCAUGAACUGCUUACAUCUGAGGUCUUGAAAGAUCAAUCCUCUGACCAGCUGUCCCAGGUCCUUAAACGGCUGGGAAAUAUCCGCAACGAGAUGGGCGUCUAUUACAUGAACCAGGCAGCAGCCAUGCAGACUGAAAAACAAGCGAAAAAGUCAGUGUCUGCAGCAGAGCAGGAUCUGUGGAAGAAGAGUUUUGGCUUCUUUGAGAAGGGAAUGAAGGACUUUGAAAGCAUCAGGGACAGCACCAACACGGCCUUACUGCUGUGUAAUACGGGCAGGCUGAUGAGGAUUUGCGCUCAGGCUCAUUGUCCUGCGUCCGCCGACGAGAGCAGAGGGGAGUUCUCUCCUGAGGAGGCCCUUUACUACAACAAGGCCAUAGACUAUUACUUACAAGCUCUGAGGGCAUUAGGCAGCAGAAAGAGCCAUCCAGCUGUAUGGGACAGUGUAAACUGGGAGCUGUCCACCACCUAUUUCACCCUUGCUACGCUUCUGCAGGACUACGCUCCACUAUCCAGGAAAGCCCAGGAACAGAUUGAACGAGAGGUGACAGACGCAAUGAUGAAGUCCUUAAAAUACUGCGACCUGCAAACAGAGACCGCCCGGCAGCCCCUUUACCAGUACAGAGCUGCAACCAUCCACCACCGCUUGGCCUCCAUGUACCACAGCUGCUUCCGAAACCAAGUGGGGGAUGAACACUUAAGGAAGCAACAUCGCAGCCUAGCUGAGCUUCAUUACAGCAAAGCUGUCUCUUUAUUCCUCAGCCUCAAAGAUGCUCCAUGUGAGCUACUGCGCACACUGCUGGAGAGGGUGGCCUUCACUGAGUUUACCAUGGCAGGUCAGAGCAGCAGCGUGGCUAAGUUGAAGAGCCUGAUUGGAGCAAUAGAGAUCAUGUCAGAAACCCGCCAUGCUUUCCAGCUAAUCCAUAAGGAGCUGUUGGAAGAGCAGACAGAACAGAUUGAACCAUCUGCUGCUGAUUCAGUGGGCUCUCCCAAUAAGAGCAGCGGCUCCUCAUCUGGAUUGGACCUCCAGGAAGUGUUGAAGUUAAUUGGUGUGUUUGAGCCAAGUUUCUCCUUCCUGCUGUUUCAAGUAAUCAAACUGAUGACGACAACCAAGCGGAAACCAAGCAACAAAGACGAGGACAUGUUAAAAAACUAUAAGAUUGUCUACUCCAAGUUGCUGCGCGCUGACAAAAACGCACCACUCCUCAGUCGCGUAGAGCUCUACAUCGAGGUCCUGCAGGAGCUGACCACUUUAACAGGAAGUGAAAACACAGCAACUAAUAAGGCUUGAAAAACCAGAGGAGCAGCUGAGUUUUCUGUGCAGCAAGUCUGCACCCAGAGGUUAUGGGUUCCUCGAUUAAAGGCCUUUUCAACUCAGAUUACACCAAGCAUCCACGUCAUGUCCAGAGAGAAAAAAACCUCUGAUACGUCAUUACAAAACGUUUUCUGCUUUUAAGUAGUUAAGAAAUUUCAGUCCAUGUCUGCCAUUUAGGUUAGAAUAUAAACUCUUCAGUUUUUCACAUAUGCACCAUUUUUAGAUAUUUAAAAAGUAGAGCUCUGAUUAUAUAAACAGAUUACACACAGAGUAAUAUCAUUUAAUCAUAUUUAUUUCUGUUCUUUAUGAGGUGUUGAAAAGCUAAACUUCUGUUUUAUUUAAUGCAGAACUUUCAGCCUACCGUCUAUUUUAGGACCAUGUGCUCUACAGUAUGUGCCUUUAUUGUUUGAUCUGGGCUGAAUUAUUCCUAAAUGACGGCAUUGAUGCAGAGUUGCAUGUGGGAGAUCAGCAUGUGGCUCUGCUGAUUUGUUUUUGCCUAUUUUGCUUCAACAGAGACCUCAGCAUACGAUCAUGUUGUCAGUUAUUUGCAACAUUAAACCAGGGAUUAUUAUUUUGGGCAGUGUGUCCAGUUGCAAAGCCCUGCUGGAGAAUGAAAUCAACAUCUCUAUAAAACCAGUUACAAAGAAACAGGAGUGAACAAAUUGGAGCAACACCAGGAGAUGACCUCGCUGACUCGAUUCUCCACACUGAACCCCAAUUAACGACCGUCUUUCCUGUGGGUUAUUAAAAAAAAAAAAGAUUUACAUUAGCUGUGUGACACACAUUGAAAUGGUUUUAGAUGCAUCGCUCUGGCUGUAAUUGGUCUUUCCAUUGUGUGACCUUCACUUCUAGAAUUGAAAUUCUGAGCCAUAAUGUAUGCAGAUAUUGAAUUAACAGAGUAGUUUUAGUGUAUACUUUCAGAUCUGCAAAUGUAGAUAUAUUUUCCAAUCCUUAUUAAAGCAAAAAGAAAUUCUUCAAUGUUCGCAAUAGUUUGCCUGCUGUCACCAAACUGAAGAUUUUUGCUAAAGAUUGAAAUACAGUGGGUUAUUUAUCAUACAAAGAGUGUCAAAUGAGUUAUUUGAUAAUAACCAAAAGCUGUCAUGCUGACAAAUAUGAGUCAUCAAACCUGAUUUCAGCUCAAUAACAAUUCUUUCUGCUAUAGCCUUCUGCUCAUGCCUUUGUGUUCUGAAGAGAAUUCUAGUAUCUGUAAUUCACAGCUUUAUGGCGUCAGAU
Molecule: messenger RNA, 5191 nt
Organism: Cyprinodon variegatus (sheepshead minnow)
Lineage: Eukaryota; Metazoa; Chordata; Actinopteri; Cyprinodontiformes; Cyprinodontidae
Gene: edrf1
Product: erythroid differentiation-related factor 1-like
Exons: 26
Coding region: 152-3934 (1260 amino acids)
Biological process (GO): positive regulation of DNA-templated transcription
Source: RefSeq, a predicted model, not a curated record